AUGAAUUGUUCUGUUGAAUAUUUGGCUGAAGUUGAACAUUCUUCAACUUUUGUUUAUGUUUUCUUCCAAGCUCUUCAAACUAUUUUAUGUGUUUUGGCACCUUUGAUUUUUGUCUAUUGGGAACGAAGAUAUCGUCGAGUUUAUCUGCAUGCAAAUAUCAAAUGUUUGAUGAAUUUUUAUCGAUUUACAACUAUGAUGUAUUGUUUGUCAUUCAGCUCGAUUGAGGUAUACAUUUUGUCACAGUUUACCACAUUUUUUUCCAAAUCUGAGUAGAUGUGGUGAAAGUACUGUAGAUUUCGAAAAACCAAUAUUUUAGUAAUACAGCGUUUAUUUACAGUACUCAGCUGAUUGAUCUCUAGGAUAUCAGUUCACUCAUAAGAGUACCCUUUUUCAGAUCUAUCACCUCUUCUCCCGAUUCUAUCUUUCCGAUUGCAAUUUACUUGUCCCUGUUCGAAUUUGCAUUUGGUUUCGAGUUAUCCAAUCAUGGUCUACAGUAGGUAAGAGUCAACCCACAAUUAAUGAUUUUAUCACAUGUUCCCAAAGGAAAACCUAUAUUUUUCUAGUCUUCCAAUUGUUUUUCAUCGCAGUCGUCAUCGAAAUUGUUACUCGACAAAUUUUCAAAUCGUUGAAAGACACAAAGAUUGUUUCGAGAUGUCUUGGAGUAUUGAUUGUGAGGAAUUUGAAGCUUUUAGGGAAAACAAUUAGAAAAAUUGUAUUGUUUCAGUAUAUUGCGGGAUUUCGAGCAGUUUAUCCAUCAAUUCCAAUCGAUUUGAAAUCUGAUAGAUAUUUGUCGAAUUGUGCGAGUUUGGAAAAUAAAAAUCGAGAUGUUCUCGGAUCAAUUUUCAUUGUAGGUUUUCAAAUUUAAAAUAUUGUGACGUGGCAAUUCCUUAUUUUCCCAAAAUGAGAAAAAUGUUUUUAAUGUGCAACAAAUUUAGGACGUGAACUUUCCUUUUUUCAUUUUUUUCCGCGGGAAAUGAAAGAAUGCUAUUUUUAAUUUUUGAAAAAUUAGAAAAUCAUGCUAUAGUAGGUCACUCUAACUCAAAAACCCACAAAACUUGAUUUUUUCUGCAGUUCUACUUUGGAAUGGAUGUAACAUCUCUUCUAUGUUUCAUCUUCCUCAAAAUCUACAUGGAAUUCGCAUUUUCGAUGGAAAAGUGCAAAUAUAAUGUGAAUAAGCAAAUUGAAAGAACUGAAUUAAACCGAGCUUUUACAUUGAUGUUGCCUCAUGCAAUUUUGCACAUGUUAUGUUUUCUCUACGUUUCGCUCGUCUCGAUGUUUGUGUUUUCGCAUUUCGAAUCGUUAGGAAAUCCACAAAUUCAGUCUUUGCUUACAAAUGUGAGUUUGAAAAUUUUUUGUAGAUUCGGAGGGGUGAUAAAAAUGGGACAAAGUUCGGGUGAUUUUUAUAAUCAUCUAUCUUUGCAAAGCUUGAGAAUAUAGUUAUCAAUUUGAGAUUGAAAAAUUCAAUUCUUCUUAACAACGAAUGUCUUCUUAAAAUUUUCGUCGUUGUUCAAAUCGAAAAAUUCGAUCAUCAAUUCCAUCUUCGAAACUAUAAAAACUUUGCUCGCAACCAUUUUUUUCAAAGAAAAAUAAUGCUUCUCUGCAUUCUAGUUGUUCUGUUAUCUUUUUCUUCUUUCAAUUUCGCUGCUGAAAACGCAAAUGAAAUUGCUCAAAAUAUUCUCAAAACAAUCGAAGAAUCAACAAAAAACAAAAACAAUACAUUGCUUUUCUCAAUAUUCGAUAACUCUUUGCAAAUUUCGCUGUGUGAUCAGAAAAUCAAUUUCACCGAAUUCAAAGAUCACGAUCAUGCACAUCCUUUUCAAGUCAGAACUGCGAAAAUAGAAAGUUCGAAACUGAAUCCAGCUGGAAACGUAGAGGCAGUCAUUUCGUUAGAAGAUCCAAAAACAAAGAAAAAAGUAACAUUGAAUUUCACCGCGAAAAAAGUUGGAAGCAUUUACAAGUUAAUCGAUUUGAGUUUCAAAGAUGUUUUGAAUUGCAAAGAAAUUCUGGCAGAUCAUGGACAUGGAAAUCAAAAGCUUCCACUUCCACCAAUUUUGCCAGCAAUGUUAAUUGGUGUCGCCAUUUUUAAUGGUGCACUUUGGCUUUUGAGACAAGCUAUUUAUGGUUAAGAUUAUAUGUAUUUGUGUUAAAAUGAAUUCAGUUUGCUAGAUUUUCAGAUUUUACCCAUGAACUUGGAAUUUUCCCCAUAAAAAUCUCCCACCUUUUUUGUUUUUUGAAAAAUCUCCCAGCUAUAAAUAUAUCAUCCACAUUCCAAAUAUUCACUUUUUUCCAGGCAAUUCCAUUCUAUGUUUUCUUUUCUCCAAUUGUUUGGUGCCUUGUUCUCAAUACCCAACUUCAAAAAGUCGAUAUUCGUCAAGUCGAAAAAGAGCGCGAUAUUUACUUCGGUGAACUUGCAAAACAAUGGGGUUCAAAAACAGCUUAUUCAUUUCCCUCAUCCUCAGAAUCCUCCAAAAAACCAUCAUUUUUCGAAUUGAAAUGUUCGCGCAACACCAAAAAAUAUUGA
Molecule: messenger RNA, 2521 nt
Organism: Caenorhabditis angaria
Lineage: Eukaryota; Metazoa; Nematoda; Chromadorea; Rhabditida; Rhabditidae
Source: the annotation of a GenBank genome assembly